This is a messenger RNA of Yamadazyma jaroonii, 981 nucleotides long. NCBI's taxonomy places the organism in Eukaryota, Fungi, Ascomycota, Pichiomycetes, Serinales, Debaryomycetaceae. The record is from the annotation of a GenBank genome assembly.
AUGAUUAGAACCAUCAAACCUAAGAAUGCUCGUUCCAAGAGAGCAUUAGCUAAGAAGGAAGCUAGAUUAAUAGAAAACACCAAGACUGCGUUAUUCGUACCAGGAUCUACAUCUAAUAAAUUUUUACAUGAUGCUAUGGUUGAUUUAAUGGCAUUAAAAAAACCUGAUAUCAAAAAGUUUACUAAAAAAAAUGAAAUAAGACCAUUUGAAGAUCCUUCAACUUUAGAAUUCUUCAGUGAAAAGAAUGAUACUUCAUUAAUGGUAUUUUCCAGUCACAACAAAAAGAGACCAAAUACUUUGAUUUUCACAAGAUUUUUCAAUCAUAAAAUAUAUGAUAUGAUUGAAUUAUCAAUCCAACAAAACCAUAAAUUAUUAGAAGAAUUCAAAAAGAUUACAUUCACUGUUGGUUUAAAACCAAUGUUCACAUUUAAUGGACCAGCUUUUGAUAAUCAUCCAGUUUUCCAACAUUUAAAAUCAUUAUUUUUGGAUUUUUUCAGAGGUGAAGAAACUGAUUUACAAGAUGUUGCCGGUUUACAAUAUAUCAUAGCAUUAUCAACUGGAGAAAUUGAAGAUCCAAACUCUUCAACUUUACCCCUUUUACAUUUCAGAGUUUAUAAAUUAAAAUCUUAUAAAUCAGGUGAAAAAGUUCCAAGAAUUGAAAUUGAUGAAAUCGGUCCAAGAUUAGAUUUCAAAAUUGGUAGAAGAUUAACACCAGCUCCAGAAUUAGAAAAGGAAGCUUUCAUGAAACCUAAACAAUUACAAGCUAAAGAAAAGAAGAACGUUUCUACUGAUUUCAUGGGUGAUAAGGUUGCUCAAAUUCAUGUUGGUAACCAAGAUUUAGGUAAAUUACAAACUAGAAAGAUGAAAGGUUUGAAGGCCAAAUAUGAUCAAGAUUCUGAAGAAGAAGUUUUUGAAAAUGAUGAAAUUGAAAUUGAUGAAGAUGAAGAAAUGUCAGAAUAUGAAUCAGCCAAUGAUAAUUAA